This is a messenger RNA of Funneliformis geosporum, 408 nucleotides long. Lineage: Eukaryota; Fungi; Glomeromycota; Glomeromycetes; Glomerales; Glomeraceae. The record is from the annotation of a GenBank genome assembly.
AUGGUAUCGGAUAGGAUACUGGAAAUUGAUGUAUUCCCUCGAUAUUCUAGAUUGUCAAAGUCUGAUACAGUUUUGAUGAUUACUCGACAUUUUUAUAUGUUUGCAAGUUGGAUUGAAAAGAAGGAAAGCUUUCAUUACAAUUCAAGGAAUAACCCGUCUCGUUUUGAGCUACUUUACCGUGCUAGUAGGAUGCAUUUCAUGGUAAAUCAUUGUGGGAUUAAGGAUUACACAAAAAUUGUAGGCAGGUAUAAUACAGAUGUUAGGAACAAUAGUCAAGGAUUUAAGGACACAAACAGUCAUGGAAAUGUUAUAAACAUUAUCACUCCAGACGUGGCAUUUGGCGCCGGUUUACACUGUAAGUUAAAUGCUGAUGGUAUACCCACUAGUUUUCAAGUUGAAGAGGUUUAA